CACGGCUUCCGUGGCUUCUUAACGCAUUCGUUUAAUAAUUUAUCCAUAAAUCUCAAUUUGAACCUUAUCAAUUUCGGCCUAGCGAUUUGGCAGUCGUUUACAUUUUAAAAAUAACUAGUCUUAUGACGAGAUUUAGGUGAAAAACGUGUUAAAAAUAAGUAAUCUUUGACCCGUAAAAGUUCGAUAAUAUAAUACAAAGUGUAACAAAAUAUGCUGCUUUAACGUAAUAGCGCUCAGUGUAGUGAAUAGUGGUGUAAUAGUGGAUAAAUAGUGUAUAAAUAGUGAGUAGUGGGAAAAUAGUGUAAAGUGACGGGCUGUAUUGUGUUCUAAUGGCGGGGAUUGGGUGGAAAAUGUAAAAUCUGUAGCGUGCAAUGAACAAACGAUUCAGUGGAAAGUGAACAAAAAAUAAGAUGACAAAAUCGAGGCGCGGCAUCAAAUCCCCGAAGAUGCACUGGCCCUUGUCAAAACAAACGUAUUUGUGGACGUUAAGAUAUGCCAGUGUUUUCUGACAGGAACUCAAUACAUAAACUAUUAAUAAAAGACUAAAAAGUGAACCAAUCAUCGUCUACAAUUUGAAAUUCGCAUAAGUUAAAAACGCCAUCUGUGAUUACGUUUCGACACCGCGAAUUAGCUCCAUCUAGUGGCAUCUGAAGACAUCGACGCCAAGAAUUAAACAUAGCGCCAUCUACUGGCACGUUUUUGCAAGCAUUUCUAUGUUGAAAGUACCAUCUGUAUUCUGCUGAAGAAGAAAGUAAAGAAGCUACUUUUGUCUGUUCAAGUAUGCGAUGAUCUCAAAGCAGUCAAGAUCUCAUUGGGUAAUAUAAAAAGACAGAAGACAAAUCUCUCCGAAUUUUACUGUCUACUAAUAUAAUACUGAAGCUACUACAGACAUAAUUACCUUCAACUGCUGCCAUCUACCGGUCGAGUUGCAAAUUAACUCGCUGAGCUACUACUGCCAUCUAUUGAGCAUUUAAAAAACCAAGAUGGUGGAAGACACGAGCAAUUCGCAAGCGGAGCGCGUGUCGGCCGCAGCGGUGCUACAAUUCGCGGCUCAUGAGGCGAGACAAGGACGGAGGUUCGCGGAGUUCGGCGCGCAUGCGUACGCAAGCAUCACUUACAACGCUUACGCGGCUCUGGGAGACAUGGGCGGCAGCGGCACCAGCUCAUCAUCGUCCCACAUGUCGCCGGGCUGGCAGGUCAACGACCUCGACCUGGAUUUACCUGGCGAGCUAUCCAUGAAUGAGGCGCUGCUAUCGUUGCCGUCCCUGGCGGUGUUCAAACAGGAGGCGCCGUCACCCACAGGCGCCGUGCUGUCUCCGCCACGCCGGUACACGCGCCGCCCCGAUGAUAGACAGAUCACCAGCAUGGUGGUGGACGGUCGUGACGGUAUGGACGACGGCUGCCAGUCCUCGCCGCAUGCUAACAUCAUGGCUCAGCAUGGCAACCCAGAGAGUAUGCAGUGCCAGCCGAGCCUGCCGCCCGGCGCGUUGGUGCCCGUCUCAGGGUACCAUUCUCCGGGAAACCACGAGACCAAGAAUGCCGGGCUGCUGAUGUGCUCUCCAGUCAGCUCCCUGGAUGGGUUCCUGCACUCGCCGGUGCCUCAACGCAUCGAACCUAGCUUCAAGGAUGACACCAGGUUCCAAUACGUGCUAGCGGCAGCGACAUCUAUCGCGACCAAACAGAACGAAGAGACCCUCACGUAUCUGAACCAGGGACAGCCGUACGAGAUCAAACUGAAGAAGCUGGGGGACCUGUCACACUACAAGGGCAAAAUACUCAAGAGCGUGAUCAAGAUUUGCUUCCACGAGCGUCGCUUGCAGUACAUGGAGCGUGAGCAGAUUGCGCAGUGGCACGCCGAGCGGCCCAGCGAGCGGAUACUAGAGGUGGAUGUGCCGCUGUCCUACGGGGUGAUCCGCGUCGAGCAGCCAUCUUGCCUCAACGCUCUGCACGUGUUCUGGGACCCCACCAAGGACGUCGGCGUGUACAUCAAGGUUAACUGCAUCUCGACGGAGUUCACAGCGAAGAAGCAUGGCGGCGAGAAAGGGGUCCCCUUCCGCAUCCAGGUGGAGACAUACCUCGCCAGCGACGACCACAACCGACUGCACGCCGCCGCCUGCCAGAUCAAGGUGUUCAAGCUAAAAGGCGCAGACAGGAAGCACAAGCAAGACAGAGAGAAGGUGAUGAGGCGGCCUCGCUCGGACUUGGAGAAAUACCAGCCGGGGUGCGAGGCGACCGUACUCACCACGCUAUCUAACGAUGCGCUGCUGCCGCCACCAUCGCUGGUAACCACCUCACCACCAUACUCGCCAGACCUGUGCUGGAACUGGGACCAAUCGGCUACGAUGUGGCAAGGGUCCGCAGAUGUCGAAGAGAAAAAUAAUUUGGCGCCAAAGUCGGUUGGAAGCCCCAGCGCUGUUAAUAAACCUGUUUUGAAUCAACCUGCCUUACUCGCCUCCUCGAGCCAGAUGAAGCCGUAUUACUGCACUGAUGGUGGUGAGAUGAAGGUGACGACUCCGCCGUGCCACUCCCCCGGUGCCAUCCUGCCCGACCUGCCGCAGGCAGCCGAGGACCCUGACCAGCACUGCGGCCUGUCGAAGGACGCGUCUGCAGCGGACACGCAGCAGUGGCUCAGCAGGAACCGGUUCGCGCAGCAUGCGGUCACCUUCACCAACUUCUGUGGCGCUGACUUGCUCAGGCUGUCUCGCGAUGACAUCAUCCAGAUUUGUGGACUCGCCGACGGCAUCCGCCUAUUCAACGCACUGCACGCUAAACGCAUCGCGCCGCGCCUCACGCUGUACGUGUGCGCACACGCAGGCGGCGUGUACAGCGCGCUGUACCUGCACGCCUGCCGGGCGGCGGAGCUGGCGCACAAGCUGCGGGCGCUGCUGCCCGAGCCCGCCAAGGAGUGCGAGACGGUGCUGGUGUGCGGGCCGCACGGGUCCCGCGUGCGUCUGUCGGACGAGCUGGUGCGCCACCUGCCCGACCACGGCACCUUCCGCCUGCACAGCCUGGACCCGCACACGCUGCUACUGGCGCCCACCGCGCCCACGCCGCCCGCCGCGCCCGCCCACAACGGGAUGUCGGUAGAAGCGCUGGUUCCAACUUGCAGCAAUGAGUCCAACUUGCACCAAUGAGUCCAACUUGCACCAAUAAGUCCAACUUGCACCAAUGAGUUAUUAUCUCAAGUGCAGUUUAUUUCGGUUACACCACCUAUCACGUUGUGCUAACAGAAAGCUCGGUGAGGUGUGGUUAUAUUAUGUUUCCUCUUUAGUAAUACUCAAAUGUUAGAAUUAGAAUGUAUCUCGAAGUAUGUGCAUAACUUUGAUGAGGGUAGAAGCGAAAGUGGUGUUUCAGGAUCACCGUAAGUGGAAUUCCGUGGUGUCCACCCCGACGGGAAAUAGGCGUGAUGUAGUGUAUAUGUAUGUUAAUCUUAGUACCUAUGCUCUCGGAUUUGACAUAAACAGCCUAUAUACGUCCCACUGCUGGGCACAGACCUCCACGCCGCUACACAAGUGGGUGGGUAACUUUAAAAAAAGGAGUCAAUUUGGAAAAACUCGCCUCUUAAAUUGAUCCCGGGACCUCUUAGUCAGUGGCCUGUGUAGCCACUACUCAGUCGUGCAUAAAGGUAAUUAUUAGUAGUUAUGUUCAAAUGCUCGCCGGAGCUCGGUGGCGCAGCGGUAAACGCGCUCGGUAUGCGAUUGUUGAAGUUAAGCAACUUUCGCAAAGGCCGGUCAUAGGAUGGGUGACCACAAAAAAGAAACAAAAAAGUUUUUAUCUCGAGCUUCUCCGUGCUUCGGAAGGCACGUUAAGCCGUUGGUCUCGGCUGCAUUGGCAGUCGUUAAUAACCACCAAUCCGCACUGGGCCCGCGUGAUGGUUUAAGGCCCGAUCUCCCUAUCCAUCCAUAGGGAAGGCCCGUGUCUCAGCAGUGGGGACGUUAAUGGGCUGAUGAUGAUGAUGAUGAUGUUCAAACGCCAUGUUGAAUUAAGUUAGUACUAACUAUCGCCUCAUGAAACUAAUACAAAGAGUAGUUAUAAUUGUUUAAAUAAUAAUUAGAGUAUAAUUUUGAUUUGUAUUCCUUAUUUAAGCGUAUUUUGUUAAGCGUCGAUUUAGAACGACCAUUUUGUGUUUAAAUUUCAAAAAGAGAAAUCCGCCAUUUUGAAUACAGCAGGUGAACUGUCAAAAGCUUCGCAGUUCGCCCGCUAGGCGGUGUUUUACGCGUUAAUAUGGCGCCACUGUUGUACAUACUAAAAUAUAACUGCUGUGUUAAUUGUAAUCUUCAAUGUUGUCAAUGAACGCAGUUGAUUGUCGACCGUAACAGACGGCGAAACGGUUCACAGCAGUUGAAUGACCUAAUACUAGGUUUGAUAAAGUCGGUCAUUGACCUAACUUUGUUUGUAAAGGAAAAAAAGGUAUAUUUAAUAUUUAAUUUAACCCAUGGUAUAAGAAAACCGGGUAUACUCAAAAGUGACAGCUAACAUUUCAAGGUUAGCCCAGCUGACGUCAUCCGACCCUGCGUUGCCAUUUCGUAAAAAAUAAAUUACCCACGUCCAAUGUUUUUAAUUUACUUUGCAAGGAAAUUUUGAACUUUUAGUAAAAUAUUUUCUUACAGUUUUAAUGAUGUUUAUGUAUGUGACAAGUAAUAGUAAUUAAAUACAUUAGUCAGUAAUUGGAUAUUUGACUGGGUCAAAGAUAAAUCAUAAAAUGCUAAUAUAGAAAUAGAAGCCAAUCUAAGAUGAUCAAAAAUCAAUCUCAUUUUACUUUUCGACUUAUUCGAAUUAUGUAACAAUGAGUACGACGUUUGACCGCUUUUAUUGAUGACGUCACAGGACAGUAUUUCCAUACAAACUCCAAAGGAAACUUUCGUUUUGACGUUUCGUAAAAAGUAUCUCAUUUGACUAGGUUGUCAAGUAGCCUAUUCACUUAUUUUUCAAUAAUAAAAUUUACGUCCUUGGAAUGUUGGAGAUACCAAUUUAGUGGUAACACUUACGUCAUCAAAGGGCUAGCAAUUGGCUUUUCAUAGGAUUGAGCAUACCUGGUUUUCUUGUACCAUGAUUUAACCUGUGCAGCUAUUUAUUAGCUUUAAUGUUAAUUUUGAUUGUUGUAUCAAUAAUUGUUAUUUGUUUAUAGAACAUGUAACGCCCCAGGCGAUGAAUGUUAUUUUUUUUAUCAAGUUAUUGGUGCUAAUUCCUGUAAAUACCAUCUAAUUUUAUUUUAAGUUAUAUCUGUCAUUUUCUUAUCCGCCGAAAAGGAAAGGGACGGGUAAUCGACAAGCGUAAAAUUUAUGGAACACACGUCAAUUUUAAGCACAAAUCUAAAACAACCGUCUAAAAAUUUUACAUCAGUCAAUAACCCGACACAGUUGGUAGACAGCAUGUCAAACGGAUUGCAUACCAGUGACGUACCUUUUUGAUUCGCUCGGGUUAUUCAUUAAUUUACUCAUUCUUCCUAAAAUUAAGAGCUGUGAAUCAUCCGUCCCUUUCCUUUUCGACGGAUAUGAAACUGACGGAUAUAACUUAAAAUAAAAUUAGGCGGUGUCUGCAGGAAUCGGGGCCAUUGUCAAGAAACAGGAUGCGCCAGGAGUGUCCUAGCAUUCUUGUCCACUGUUGUGUCGACUCCACCUUGAGCGCAAUAAGGGCAUGAGGGUGAUGAGUUUAUUAUGUUCGUAAUAAAUAAAUCUUGUUUAUAAUCUUGUUGGUAAAAGUAAGAUGGUAUUUUGUGAAUAGAUUAUGGAUAGUAUAUAGUUAUUGUGCAAUGAUGAAAAGUUUGAAGGGAAUUGGCUAUUUGACAGUUGAACUGUUUAUGUGUACAAAAAUCUUUAAUAAACUGCCAGAAAGUAUCAGAGGCCUGCCUGUAAGAGUGUUUAGACGAUCUUUGUUUAAGCUACUGAGCGAGAAUCCUUUUUAUAGUGUCAGUGAAUUUCUUGAUCACAAAAUGUAAUAAUUAAUCUCUCUGUAUUUGCAUACCAAUAUUGUUUUGGUUAAAUGUGUGAAACUUUAAUUUAGUCAUAUAUAACAACCAAUGUACCACAUUUACCGCAAAUAAAUGAUUUGAUUUGAAAAUAUGAAAUAUGUCCGAAAUAGUAGUUUCUCAUUUAACGAUAAUCAUCCAAUAGUUUAACUUUAUUAAGAUCAUUUUUAAAAAUUUGAUUUUUACAAAAUAAGAACGCGGUUAUUUGGCGGCCAUGAUUGAGUUUGGUGACGUCACACAUACAUACAUAAACUCACGCCUAUUUCCCACCGGGGUAAGCAGAGACUAUAGAAUUCCAUUUGCUUCGAUCCUGACACACUUCUCUUGCUUCCUCCACAUUCAUCAUUCACUUCAUACACGCACGCCGGUUCAGAGUAGAUCGUAUUGAACCUUUACAAAAUAAACAAACUAUCUGUCAGGUUUCAAGUUAUACUGUUUGACAGUUUUUUUUUUCAUUGAAAUGUGACGUCACUGGGCGAAAUGUCACGUGACCAAACGUUUUCGCGCGAAAUUUUAAAAUGAAGAAUACGUUGAUUUCUAUUAUAUUAAGCUUUUUCGAAAAAUAAAACAAAAAAAAAUCGAAACAUUUCAUUUAUCACAUCACCAUCAUCCAACACCCCAUCAUCAACAUUCCACCAUUCCAUUUAAUUAUUAAUUUACAGGUUUUAUUUCAUUUUCUUUUCAUUUUAGAAAUAUUUUAAGAGGCAUAGAAUAAGCGUUUUACAAUACUUAUCUGAAAACUGUCAAAUAGCCAAUUGUCGUAAAAUUAAUUUCUAUCAAUUAUUUGUCUUAGUGUUGAACUCGUUAGUGGAGUCAAUGAAGGAGUUCACUUCUAACUUGCCAGGGACAGGUUCGAUUUUGAUGAUUUUUUCUUUUGUAUUGGGGUGAAUAUCAAAAUUUCAAGUUUGAUGGCGAAAUUUCAUAUUAUUUUUUCGUGAAAAAUUGGGUUCCGACGUGAAAAAGAUCCAAAAGGAUCCUCGGUUCCGACAUGAAAAAGGAAUUUUUCAAUUCCCAAUUUUUCACGAAAAAAUUAUAUGACAGUCGCCACCAAACGACACAUUUUGAUAUUCACCCAUUGGCAGUUUUUCAUAUCAUUGAAAAUUAGAAACAUCUUUGGCAAAUUAGAUGUUAAAAAAGUGAUCCUUCAAUGAUUCCGUUUUACCUUUAGUGGUUCGGAACCCUAAAAAAAGAUUAUUUAGCCGUGGUAGCCCAGUUGGUAGAACACUUGAUUCUCACUGUAAGGUCGCAGGUUCGAAUCCAGCACGGGCCUAAACCUAUGAUUUUCGAAAUCUUUUCGAAUUCAUGUUUGGAUCAUAAAUGAUUAUCACGUGCUCAGCGGUGAAGGAAAACGUCGUCAGAAAACCCACAUACCCGAGAAAUGCAUUUCGGAGAUAUGUGAACUGACCUGAAUUGGGCUGGUUUUUCCUUUGUGGGUUGGAAGGUCAGACAGGCAGUCGCUUCUGUGAAAAACUGGACCCUGUGAGAAACAGGAUAACGUUGAAGAUGAUGAGUUUAACGCAGGUGCCUUAAGAGUGCCUCACGCACGCCCCACGCGUUGCUGUACGGAGUAUUAAAAAAAAAUGUUAUAUUUUAUAUAAGAUUUUAUACCAUAUUAUUAUAUUGCAGGUAGUUACUGCAUGCCGUAGCUAGAUGGUAGUUAAGGUAAAUGUAUGGAUUGUAUUUGUAAAUAAAUAUAUAUGUUAGUUAAA
This is a messenger RNA of Pectinophora gossypiella (pink bollworm), 7677 nucleotides long. RefSeq names its product transcription factor CP2-like protein 1 (gene gem). The coding region runs from base 984 to 3134 and encodes 716 amino acids. The transcript is spliced from 22 exons. The record is from RefSeq and is a predicted model, not a curated record. Gene Ontology annotation, biological process: regulation of transcription by RNA polymerase II. Gene Ontology annotation, cellular component: nucleus. Lineage: Eukaryota; Metazoa; Arthropoda; Insecta; Lepidoptera; Gelechiidae. Gene Ontology annotation, molecular function: RNA polymerase II cis-regulatory region sequence-specific DNA binding; DNA-binding transcription activator activity, RNA polymerase II-specific.